Molecule: messenger RNA, 1474 nt
Organism: Olea europaea var. sylvestris
Lineage: Eukaryota; Viridiplantae; Streptophyta; Magnoliopsida; Lamiales; Oleaceae
Product: auxin efflux carrier component 2-like
Exons: 7
Coding region: 190-1293 (367 amino acids)
Biological process (GO): auxin polar transport; auxin export across the plasma membrane
Cellular component (GO): plasma membrane; endoplasmic reticulum
Molecular function (GO): auxin efflux transmembrane transporter activity
Source: RefSeq, a predicted model, not a curated record
UCCCUCUCACUUCCAUGUGAUCAGGAACUGCUUCUUCUUUACUCUCUUAGUUAUAGUCUCUCUUGAAACUUGGUCCCUUAUCAAUCUCAUCAACUACAAACUCUAAAGUCAUCCCCUCCCCCCCUCUCAAUAUAUAUCUAUAUCUAUAUCUAUCUGAUUCUCUCUGUAUCUGCAUUUUAGUGACUCACCAUGAUAACUGGAAAGGAUAUCUAUGAUGUUCUUGCUGCAAUAAUACCGUUAUAUGUGGCUAUGAUCUUAGCUUAUGGCUCAGUUAAAUGGUGGAAAAUUUUUACACCUGAUCAAUGCUCAGGAAUCAAUCGAUUUGUGGCUGUUUUUGCUGUUCCAUUACUCGGAUUUCAUUUCAUCUCGACAAAUGAUAUUUAUGCAAUGAAUUAUCACUUCAUUGCGGCUGAUUCAUUGCAAAAAGUUGUGAUUCUUGCAGCCCUAUUUCUGUGGCAUAGUUUCAGCAAAAAUGGGAGCUUAGAGUGGCUGAUCACUCUAUUUUCUCUCUCGACUCUUCCAAAUACUCUUGUAAUGGGAAUCCCUCUUUUGAGGGCUAUGUAUGGAGAUUUUUCGGGCAAUUUAAUGGUUCAAAUUUCGAAAAAACUACUGAAACACCAAGAAACACCACCGAGCUGCCAACGAAAAAGUUUCUCCAUUUCCACUUGUCUGCCCGAGACUGUAUCUGCUUCCAUAGUACACCAAACUGAAAUCCAAAACCACCAGAAGUGGUCUCACGUGCCACCUCCACCGCCGGCGCGUGUGCAACACACACUUCAUCGAAAUGUUUUACUUGACGUCUGGAGUCUGGUGGUGGUCUCCGUUCGUCCACCAGAUGUAUCAUGCACCGUCGUCCAUGGGAAUGACAAUGGAUAUACCGAGAAAGGAUCCGUCGGAAGCCACCAAGAAUUUCGCCAGAAUUAUGGAAAGCUCCCACUUGGUUACCUCUCUAUGCUCUCUCUCAAAUGUUAUGCCAAGUCCAAAAAUGCAGGUUUAUUCAUGGCUUUGCAACCAAAGAUCAUAGCCUGUGGAAAAUCUGUUGCUACAUUUUCAAUGGCUGUUAGGUUCUUAACAGGGCCUGCAGUAAUUGCUGCAACCUCCAUUGCCAUUGGUCUUCGAGGAGUGCUUUUGCAUGUAGCCAUUGUUCAGGCAGCUCUUCCCCAGGGUAUUGUUCCCUUUGUGUUUGCAAAAGAAUACAAUGUACAUCCAGACAUAUUAAGCACUGCGGUUAUUUUUGGAAUGCUGAUUGCCUUGCCCAUAACAAUUUUAUAUUAUGUGCUUCUUGGGGUGUAAGUUUUGGCAAAGCAGGAUCCAUAUAAAGAACAUGGGGUUUGAGAAAUCCAAGAAGAAAUAGUAAAUUGAAGAUGCAGGCAUUGGAGUCAGUGGACAACUGGGAAAUCAUAUGCUGUAGCCUGCAUGUGCAUGUUCUUGUUGCUUCUAAUUAUAUAUACUAUUGAUUUCAAUCUUUUGUGUC